UUCCAUGUCGGAGUCAUGAAUGGGAAUCUUACCAUGUGAUAAAACAAUGAUUUUGUGUAAUAAUUGACGUUUCAAAUAACAUCUAAUGACGUCUUUAGGAAAUUAAAGUUCAUUUUGGAAUAACUAACUUAUAAAAUGUCACAAACGAAGCGAGCAUGGAAACUACAAGAGUUUGUGGCUCACAGUGCCAAUAUCCAGUGUUUGGCAAUGGGUCACAAGUCUGGCAGGGUCAUGGUCACUGGUGGAGAAGACCGGAAGGUCAACCUGUGGGCCCUUGGCAAACCACAUUGCAUCAUGAGCCUGACUGGACACACCACGUCUGUGGAGGCGGUUAGGUUUGGACACGAGGAGGAGAUGGUGGUGGCAGGCUCCUUGUCAGGGGCACUCAAAGUGUGGGACCUUGAACAAGCCAAAAUAAUGCGGACACUGACUGGACACAAGUCGGGCAUCUCCAGCCUGGACUUCCACCCGUAUGGAGACUACACCGCUUCAGGAUCCUUGGACAGCAACAUCAAGUUAUGGGAUAUAAGAAGGAAAGGAUGUAUUUACACUUAUACGGGUCACUCCGACAAGGUGAACUGUCUCCGCUUCAGUCCGGAUGGCAAGUGGAUUGCAUCAGCAGGGCAGGAUGGCUUGAUCAAGAUCUGGGACCUGACGGCCGGCAAGCAGCUGAUGGAUCUGAAGCAGCACAAGGGGGCCGUCAACACUGUAGAAUUCCACCCCAAUGAACUCCUCCUGGCCUCGGGCAGUGCAGACAGGACAAUCAAGUUCUGGGACUUAGAAUCAUUCCAGGUCGUCAGCUCCACCGAUCCAGAAGCUACACCCAUCAAGAGCCUGCUGUUCCACCCUGAUGGUCUGUGUGUAUACAGUGGAUGUAAGGACAUGUUGAAGGCAUACAGCUGGGAGCCAGCCACAUGUUACGACUCUGUGCCUAUAGCCUGGGGAGAUGUCGCAGAAAUAACCAUGGGACAAGAUCAGUUGAUAGGAUCUUCAUUUGCUCAAACCAACGUCAGCAGUUUUGUAAUAGAUUUAAAGAGAGUUCAGCCAGUCGGUGGCUCCUCCGAGAAGGGAAGUGGGUUGUCCAGUGGUCGUAAGAGUUUCAUAACAGAGCGUCCGCCAACAGCAUCAUCAAGAAACUCCAGUGUACCUAAGGAAGAUGCUAGUCAAAAGAAUGAUGACCCUGGCAGGGGCGACGGCGACGACAGCCAGUCUGCCACCGACAUCCAGAACCAGGAGGACUACCGAGAACACUUCCAGUCCAAUGCCAGACUCGUCUCUCCAGUCAAACAUAACUGGCAGUUUAGAAAGAAAUCGACUGAACCUCAGUUCAAACUUUCUUGGCAGUUAGCCAAGAAAUCUCCUGCUUUCUCUCCACCCAAAAGAAUGGAGCCUUUCCAGCCCCCGCCUGAUGACUUCGCUGAGCCAGAGAGAACAUCAGAUAGACGAUCAAAUACAUCUGCUGAUAGAAAGACACACAAAGUAGUACAUUCCCCACCCAGAAAAGCUGAACGAGACCCUCCAAGGAGAGUUGAAAGGUCACCACCUCAAGAUCCUCCACCAAGAGAUCCGCCACCACGGAGAAUUGAGAGGUCACCUCCUCGGGACUCGCCCCGGAGAAUCGAGAGAUCACCACCCCGAGAAGCCCCACGGGCAAGAGACCCUUCCCCUCCCAGGAGGAAGGAGCCCUCACCCCCACGUCGAGAGCAAGCUACCAGGAACAUCUCCUCCGCCCACAACAAGGGUUCUGGGAUAGCUGCAGAGGACUUCCUCUCUAAAGCCGACUAUGACAGGGGAGGUAACUCCAGCAACAUGUCUGAGUCCGAGGUGCUGUCUUCAAUCCAGAAGGGCCAUGACGCCAUGAUGAAGGUCAUGACAAGUCGGGGGCGGAAUCUGCAGAUAGUCCGCGCCAUGUGGACAUCAGGAAAUACCAAGACUGCCAUAGACUCUGCUCUGAGUAUGAAAGAUCCAGCAGUGAUGAUUGACAUCCUCAAUGUUCUCAACACCAAGACGUCUCUGUGGAACCUGGAUCUCUGUUCCACCCUUCUGCCUCAUCUCAAAGAUAUGCUCAACAGCAAAUAUGAAAGCUAUGUACUUACUACUGCUACGUCUAUCAAACUGAUCCUGCGGAACAUGGGCCCCGUGAUAAAGGCCAACAUGACAGCGCCCCCUAGUAUAGGUGUCGACAUAUCUAGGGAAGAGAGGCACCAGAAGUGUCACACCUGCUACAUGUCGCUGAUGGACAUCCGUCUGCUGCUGGAGAAGAGGCAGGGACUGGCUGGGAAGCUCGGCAGCACCUUCAAGGAGGUGAUGCUGCUCAUGGGAACCCUGGACUGAUCACCUGCAGCAACAUGUUGACCAGUGGGCUGGAAGACAAGGGAGGGAGGGCAGGUGUCAUCAGCUUUGCUAAACUGUCUGAAGAUUAACACGAUUGUGUCCACUGCUGAUCUGGACAGUGUUUGUGGCUUAACUAGAGCGUGUCUGCAGCUGGUAUGCCUGAACAUUAACAGGAUAAUGUCGGAGUCAAUCAUGGCUGAUUGGCACAAAAUACUACAAAGAUAUACAUUUACGACAAGUCUGUUUUCCUGAAUUCAUAUAAUUGUCAAGAUCUGUGUGUGUGAAAUGCAUUUGAAUAAUGUGGGACAUAGGAGAGACUGGAUCGUCCAUGGACCCAUGGCUACAAGAUGUCUACAGUGUAGGGCUCAGUGGGGUUUAUUGGUCCAUGGCAGAAAUAUGUCCACUACAUCCGGCAGGAUCAGUGGUUUGGGGGUCAGUGGAUCCAUGGCCACAAGAUGUCCGCUACAUCAGGCAGGAUCAGUGGUUUGGGAGUCAGUGGAUCCAUGGCCACAAGAUGUCAGCUACAUCAGGCAGGAUCAGUGGUUUGGGAGUCAAUGGAUCCAUGGCCACAAGAUGUCAGCUACAUCAGGCAGGAUCAGUGGUUUGGGGGUCAAUGGAUCCAUGGCCACAAGAUGUCAGCUACAUCAGGCAGGAUCAGUGGUUUGGGGGUCAAUGGAUCCAUGGCCACAAGAUGUCAGCUACAUCAGGCAGGAUCAGUGGUUUGGGGGUCAAUGGAUCCAUGGCCACAAGAUGUCAGGAUCAGUAGGGUUGAAGUUUGAUGGAUCCAUGGAAACAUGAUGUCCAUUACAUCAGGAUCAGUUGUCGAAGGUUCUGUGACCACUACAACAGGAUCAAUGGGUUACUGGUCCAUGGAUCUGUGGCCACAAGAUGUCACUACAUCAGGAUCAGUGGGGUUGACUCUCCUACCCACUGGUUCUAAUGUACCUCGUGUGCAUUUUUCUGAUGUACCUCGUGUGUACUGUAAUGAGUUUGGUAUUUAUUGCAGAGAUUUAUUCGAGUGUUGAUUCCUGAACCUUGCACCUGAAGGAAGUAAGAAUUCAGAUAAAAAGUUCAAGAAACAAUGUAUAAAACCUCACAAGCAAUAUAUGUACUUGAGAUAUGAUACAUCUGUGUUGUACUCUAUUGGUGCAGACUGAACACUGCUGUCCAGUUUCGUGCAUCAGUGCUGUGUGUCACUUUGAAUCAGUGUUGCCAGAUGAUUCCAUACCACAAUAGAUGCCUAGUGUUCCUGUCGGUGUUCCAGAUGAACACCAGAGUCUCCAGUCCUGGUCUGUGACUGUGACUGAAGCAAUGGAGGGAGACAGUCAUGUGUCCAGCCAGUCACGUGUCCAGCCAGUCAUGUGUCCAGGUGUUCUGAGUGCCCUGACUCUCGUCCAUCAUCCAGUGCUCAUGUGGCCCAGCAUAUUUUGACCUUCCUUCCAACAACCUUACACCCUUCAAAACCAUUCAUGGACUGAACAUUACACAGAAUGGAACGUCCUACUUUCUACAUUGAGGGCUGGCUGGUAGCAAUGGAUAAUUGAUGAAAAUGGCAAAGUCAUUUUGCUUGUGAAAUGAGGUUCUGAAAUUAUUUUCACAAACAUGACAUUAUUAUUUGUAUAAAGAGAAGUACGAUGUGAGCUAAUGGUUGCAGAUGUCAUGAAGUACAUAACACGCUUUUGUUUGGAGUGAAUCAAAUAAGUGCUUCAGUGUUCAGUGUUUGAGUGUUGAUGGAAGUGUAGCCUGUAAUUCUCCGUCUCCUGUGUGUAUAUACUGAUUGACUGUUUCAUGAAUGUUAGCUUGGUGACCCAGUUGGGUUCAUAUAACACGGAUGUACAGAGUAGAACAUGGCUAUGAUCACUGAUGUAGCUCUCCAAACUCUCUAACAGGAAUUUCAGAAGUCUUGACUCCAUUACUAUCACCAUGGUAAAUGCAGCACGUUAAGUGAUGCAGUAAGUGUACCUAAGCAUCUAUGUAUUAUUUGCAAUAAUGAAGUUGUCAGUCACAGUUCGUGGAUC
This is a messenger RNA of Haliotis rubra (blacklip abalone), 4352 nucleotides long. Its product is annotated as katanin p80 WD40 repeat-containing subunit B1-like. Gene Ontology annotation, cellular component: katanin complex. Gene Ontology annotation, biological process: microtubule severing; microtubule depolymerization. Lineage: Eukaryota; Metazoa; Mollusca; Gastropoda; Lepetellida; Haliotidae. Gene Ontology annotation, molecular function: microtubule binding. The record is from RefSeq and is a predicted model, not a curated record.